Messenger RNA from Tinamus guttatus (white-throated tinamou), 3330 nucleotides. Lineage: Eukaryota; Metazoa; Chordata; Aves; Tinamiformes; Tinamidae. The record is from RefSeq and is a predicted model, not a curated record.
AUGGGCCUGGCUACCGCUUGCACGUCGCGGAAGCCAGGCUGGGUUUCAUCAUAUCCUCGUCGAACUGAGCGGGCAAAGCACGACAAGCAGUUUGAUAGCCUGAAACCCACAGGAGGCCACAUUACAGGUGAUCAAGCACGUACCUUUUUCUUACAGUCAGGUCUACCAGCUUCAGUGCUAGCUGAAAUAUGGGCCCUAUCAGACCUGAACAAGGAUGGAAAAAUGGAUCAACAGGAGUUUUCUAUAGCCAUGAAGCUCAUCAAGCUGAAGUUACAAGGACAACACUUGCCUGUGGUUCUCCCUCCUGUCAUGAAACAAGCUCCAGUAUUUUCACCAUUAAUGUCUGCUCGCUUUGGAAUGGGUAGCAUGCCAAAUCUGUCCAUGCCAACGUCCAUGUCUGCGAUGGCACCGUUAGCUCCCAUGUCCUCCCUGACCUCGGUGCCCUCCGUUCCGCCGCUGGCUCUCUCUGCUCCCCUGGUGCCUUCUGUCAGUACCUCGUCGUUGCCAAAUGGGACAUCCAGCCUCCUCCAGCCUUUGUCCAUACCUUUCUCCUCAACACUGCCCCAUACAGGUUCUUUUGCUCCCAUGGCAGGAGGGCUUGGUGGCACUAAUAUACAGAAGGCACAAUCACUGAUUGAUUUAGGAUCUAGCAGUUCCAAUUCUUCCUCUAGUGCUUCACUAACUGGGAAUUCACCAAAGAUUGUAUCCUCAGACUGGGCAGUUCCUCAGGCCUCCAGAUUAAAAUACAGGCAGAAAUUUAAUAGUCUUGAUAAAAGUAUGAGUGGAUAUUUGUCAGGAUUUCAGGCAAGGAAUGCCCUUCUGCAAUCAAACCUUUCACAGACUCAGUUGGCUACUAUUUGGUCCCUGGCUGAUAUUGAUGGUGAUGGACAGCUGAAAGCUGAUGAGUUUGUGUUAGCCAUGCACCUCACUGAUAUGGCCAAAGCUGGACAGCCUCUGCCACUAACCUUGCCUCUUGAACUGGUGCCACCUUCUUUCAGAAGUGGAAAAUACACUGAAAAUAUAAAUGGAACUCUGCCAUCUUACCAGCCUGUGCAAGAGGAGGAGCCUCAGAAAAAACAGCCAGUAACAUUUGAGGACAAAAGAAAGGCAAACUACGAGAGGGGAAAUAUGGAGCUGGAAAAACGCCGCCAGGUCCUGUUGGAGCAGCAGCAGAGAGAGGCAGAACGUAAAGCUCAGAAAGAAAGAGAAAAACAGGAGCAAAGAGAGCGGGAACGACAGGAGCAGGAACGGAAGAAACAACUUGAAUUGGAAAGACAGCUGGAGAGACAACGAGAGCUGGAAAGACAAAGGGAAGAAGAAAGGAGGAAAGAAAUAGAAAGGCGGGAGGCAGCCAAGCAAGAACUUGAGCGCCAGCGACGAUUGGAAUGGGAAAGAAUUCGUCGCCAAGACCUUCUAAAUCAACGUAACAGGGAACAAGAAGAAAUUGUCAAGUUGACCUCUAGGAAAAAGAGCCUUAAUCUUGAGUUAGAAGCCCUAACAGACAAACAUCAUCAGAUCUCAGACAGAUUGCAAGAUAUUCGAAGCAAAAAGCAAAUUCGAAAAACUGAGCUGGAGGCUUUAGAUAAAAAAUAUGACCAAGGAAUUAUGGAAGUCAAGCAGCUACAGCAGCAGCUUCAGGACUAUCAGAAUAAACUAAUCUAUUUAGUUCCUGAGAAGAAAUUGUUAAGUGAAAGAAUUAAAAAUACUCAGCUUGACAACACUCAGAAUACAGGGAUCAGUUCAGUACACAAGAAGUCCUCAGAAAAGGAAGAAUUAUGCCAAAGACUUAAGGAACAGCUGGAUGCCCUUGAAAAAGAAACUGCUUCUAAACUCUCUGAAAUGGAUGCAUUUAACAGUCAACUUAAGGACCUAAGAGAAAGUUAUAACACGCAGCAAUUAGCCUUGGAGCAGCUCCACAGGAUCAAGCAGGAUAAAAUAAGAGAAGUAGAAAAAAGAAGAGCUGAACUUGCACAGAAAAAGCGUCUGGAAGACGAGGCCGCAAGGAAAGCAAAAAGGGAGAAAGAGAACCGAUGGCAGGAAAAUAUCCGAAGGGAAGAGGAGGAGAAAAAGAAGCGGCUAGAGGAAGAACGAAUACAGGAAAAAAUCCAAGAAAAACAGAAAGCUGAAGAAGCAGUUGCUGUGAUGAGAGAAAGGGAAAAUCAACAGCAGCUUCAUGAAAAGGAGAGUAAAAACAAGCAAGCUGAGAUUCUGAGAGAAGCGGAGCAACAAAGGCAGAGGCAACUGGAAGAAGAUAAAAGGAAACAAGAACAAAUAGCAAAAGAAGCAGAGGAGAGACAGAAGCAGAGUGAAGAACUGAAGAAGAGAAAAGAAGUGACCAACUCUCAAGAGACAGAGAAACAUAUUUCUAAAUUGAACAUCAAUGAGAAGUUUGCAGAUCUGCUGAAACCAACAGAAAGUAAAAUUUUUAAGCCACCAUGGAAAAAUGAAGGCAAUGCAGUUAAUGCCUCGGAGUCUAGGAAUUCAGUUGCCUUGGUAAAUUACAGAGCUUUAUAUCCGUUUGAAGCAAGGAAUCAUGAUGAAAUGAGCUUUAAUACUGGGGAUGUGAUUCAGGUUGAUGAAAAAACCGUGGGAGAGCCUGGUUGGCUAUAUGGGAGUUUCCAAGGACAUUUUGGUUGGUUUCCAUGCAAUUAUGUAGAAAAAAUAUCAGAAGGAGAAAAAUCUUUAUCUCCUAAGAAGGCCUUACUUCCUCCUACAGUAUCUUUAUCUACUACCUCAGCUGCUUCAGAACCACUCUCACCAACUAAAUCAGCAGAAGAAUCUGAUUACCAAAACAUACCUUUCUCAAGCCUGAAUGUUAACACAGCCUGGCAGCAAAAAUCAGCUUUUACCCGCACUGUCUCCCCUGGCUCUGUUUCCCCCAUUCAUGGACAGGGACAACCUGUAGAGAACUUAAAAGCACAAGCACUUUGCUCUUGGACUGCAAAAAAAGAAAACCACUUGAAUUUUUCAAAAAAUGAUAUCAUUACUGUGCUGGAGCAGCAGGAAAACUGGUGGUUUGGAGAGGUGCAUGGCGGAAGGGGUUGGUUCCCAAAAUCUUACGUCAAGCUCUUACCUGGGACUGAACUCAAGAAAGAGGAACCAGAAGCUAUUUAUGCAGCUGUAAACAAGAAGCCCAAUGCACAGUCUUACACAGCUGGAGAGGAGUAUGUUGCACUCUAUUCUUACUCGAGCGCUGAACCUGGUGACCUGACUUUCGUGGAGGGUGAGGAAAUCCUAGUGACUCAGAAGGAAGGGGAGUGGUGGACAGGGAGCAUUGACGACAGGACUGGAAUCUUUCCCUCCAACUAUGUCAGACCAAAGGAUCAAGAA